AUGGCCCCAGCCAACUCCUCCCGCAACUUUUCCGCGCCGGAGGCUCGGAACGGCUCAGUAGCAGAGAAGCCAGCACCGUACACCAACGUGAUCAUGCCCAGUCUCUUCAGCAUCAUCUGUUUCCUGGGCAUUGUGGGGAACCUCAUUGUCAUCUACACUAUUGUCAAGAAGAAGAAGCUGAGAUGCAAACAGACCGUGCCUGACAUUUUCAUCUUCAACCUCUCCAUUGUGGACCUCCUUUUCCUCUUGGGCAUGCCCUUCCUCAUCCACCAGCUCCUAGGCAAUGGCUCGUGGUACUUUGGAGCUCCCCUAUGCACCAUCAUCACCGCCCUGGACACAAACAGCCAGAUCACCAGCACCAACAUCCUUACAGUGAUGACACUGGACCGUUACCUGGCAACGGUCUACCCUCUAAAAUCUACCUAUGUCCGGACCCCAUGUGUUGCAGCUCUAGUUAUCUGCUUGGUGUGGCUCCUCUCCUUCCUGACCAUCAUUCCUGUGUGGAUGUAUGCAGGUCUUAUGCCUCUGGAGGACGGGACCGUCCGCUGUGCUCUCUUGCUUCCCAACCCAGAGACUGAUAUCUACUGGUUCACCCUCUAUCAGUUCAUGCUGGCAUUUGCUGUGCCAUUGAUUGUGAUCUGUGUGGUCUAUUUUAAGAUACUCCAGCACAUGGCCACCACUGUGGUCCCAUUGCCCCAAAGGAGCCUCCGGGUACGUACCAAGAAAGUCACCCGCAUGGCAGUUGCCAUCUGCUCCGCCUUUUUUAUUUGUUGGGCUCCCUUCUACAUCCUCCAGCUGGUUCACCUCGGCAUCGACACACCAUCCAUGGCCUUCUUUUAUGCCUACAACUUUGCCAUUAGCUUGGGCUACGCCAACAGUUGCCUCAACCCCUUCCUCUACAUUGUCCUCAGCGAGACCUUCAAGCGCCAGUUCUUAGUGGCCAUCCGCCCCGCGAAAGAGCCAUGUCGUAACAGCAGCUCUGUCAACAACAACAGCAUGACAGAGGCCAGCGUAUGUCUGAAGCUGGCACCGGAAUCCACCCAGCAGACUCAGUUUCUGGAGGACUUUUCCCCACGUUCACUGCCUGUGACUGUGGCUGUUCACUAG
Gymnogyps californianus (California condor) is the source of this 1107-nucleotide messenger RNA. It is a transcript of the gene MCHR1, whose product is annotated as melanin concentrating hormone receptor 1. Gene Ontology annotation, cellular component: membrane; neuron projection. Bases 1 to 1107 code for a protein of 368 amino acids. The transcript is spliced from 2 exons. The record is from RefSeq and is a predicted model, not a curated record. NCBI's taxonomy places the organism in Eukaryota, Metazoa, Chordata, Aves, Accipitriformes, Cathartidae. Gene Ontology annotation, biological process: neuropeptide signaling pathway. Gene Ontology annotation, molecular function: melanin-concentrating hormone receptor activity; neuropeptide binding.